GGCGCACACAGUUCUGCAAUGGCAUCGGCCAGCCAGCCUGUGCUAGCGAGCGGCGGCACAAAAAUGAGACUCAAAGAUUAGGGAUUAAAUAGUCAUCAUAAUAAUCAUUAUAGCAAUAGACGUGUCAGAUUGUGGGAAAUCGAGACGAUAGCUGUACGAUCCGAGGAAAGCAGUCAUAGUUUCAGGUGUUCAUUUGCAUGCGCUCCUGCGGACUGGAGAGCGAGUGCUCAUAUAGGAAAGUCGGUCUCUGUUAGUUGCAUUGCCGGGAAAGAGGCGAAACGUCAUUCUGAGCAACUUCAAGAAGCCCUGUCGACCAGGGCGAUGUCUGGGUUCAGCAGGCAGGAGUUCUUCAAGGAGCUGUGGGAUGGCUGUGUUAUCCCCACGGCUCAGCAAGGUCUGGAGCAGGUGUGGCAGCUGCUGCUGCUCUGCGGUUGCUGCAGAGUGUUGUGGAGACUGGGGCUCCCCUCCUCUCUGAAGCAUGUCGCCACAGUCCUGGCUGGAUUCUACGCUCUUUUCCUCUUUUUUGAGCAGCAGAUGGUCUGGGUGGUUCUCCUCAGCCUGCUCUGCUACCUUGUCCUCUUCCUGUGCAGGCAUUCUGGGAGCAGGGGCUGCUUCCUGUCUGUCACCAUCCUCAUAUACCUGCUCAUGGGGGAGCUGCACAUGAUGGACACUGUGACCUGGCACAAGAUGAGAGGCUCUCAGAUGGUAGUGGCUAUGAAGGCGAUCUCGCUGGCCUUCGAUCUCGACAGAGGCACGGUUGCUUCCGUCCCGUCCCCUCUGGAGUUCAUGGGGUACGUCUACUUUGUGGGGACGGUCAUCUUCGGACCCUGGAUUAGCUACACCAGCUACAUGCAAGCCGUCGAAAGCAGAACAAUGAGUUUUGCCUGGCUUCUCAAAGUUUCUGCAAGUUGGUUGAAGUCUCAGAUCUGCCUGGUUGUCUCAAAUUGUAUCGCCCCUUACCUCUUCCCAUACUUCAUCCCACUUUAUGGAAACCAACGACUACGCAACAACCAGAAGCAAAAAGCCAGAGGUGCUUUCGGCAGGUGGCUGCAGGCCUACGAGAACGCAGUCUCUUUCCACUUCAGUAACUACUUUGUGGGCUACCUGAGCGAGACCACGACCACGCUGUGUGGAGCUGGCUUCACCGAGGAGAAAGACAACAUCAAGUGGGAUAUGUCUGUCUCGAAGCCGUUGGGGGUGGAGUUGCCUCGCUCCAUGGUGGAAGUAGUUACCUGUUGGAACCUGCCCAUGUCUCGCUGGCUCAACACCUACGUGUUUAAGAGCGCGCUCCGUCUGGGCACCUUCCCUGCUAUCCUGGUCACGUACUCGGCCAGCGCCCUGCUGCACGGGCUGAGUUUUCACCUGGGGGCUGUGUUGCUGUCUCUCGGAUUUAUAACCUAUGUGGAACAUGUUUUAAGAAAAAGGUUGUCCGUUAUUUUCAGCGCCUGUAUUCUCUCGAGAAGAUGCCAAACAAACUGCAAUCACCAAAAUAAGAACAGGCUGUGGGUGUGGGGGUGUAACCUGAGCUUCAGCGCGCUGGCUCUCUUUCACUUGGCCUAUCUGGGUUCGCUGUUCGAUGCUGAGGUUGAUUACGCUGAGGCAGAGGAGAGCUACGUGGCUUCCUACACCAUCCACAAGUGGUCAGAGCUCAGCUGGGCCAGCCACUGGGUGACCUUCGGGUGCUGGGUGUUCUAUCGGCUCAUCCGCUGAGACCAGAACUCCAUCUGGAAGGGACUACACCGAACACACAGCAAUACUAUCAGUUAGGGAGGGCCAGGGCUGGAAAACCCUAUUUCUCUCUCUAGUUUUUCAUUUGGGUUUUUUAUAUAUAUAUAUAUAUAUAUAUAUAUAUAU
This is a messenger RNA of Polyodon spathula (Mississippi paddlefish), 1854 nucleotides long. RefSeq names its product protein-serine O-palmitoleoyltransferase porcupine-like. Lineage: Eukaryota; Metazoa; Chordata; Actinopteri; Acipenseriformes; Polyodontidae. Bases 322 to 1710 code for a protein of 462 amino acids. Gene Ontology annotation, biological process: Wnt protein secretion; protein palmitoylation; lipid modification. Gene Ontology annotation, cellular component: membrane; endoplasmic reticulum. Gene Ontology annotation, molecular function: palmitoleoyltransferase activity; Wnt-protein binding. The record is from RefSeq and is a predicted model, not a curated record. The transcript is spliced from 16 exons.